GUAUUUUAUAUAUCCUCUAAUUCUAUGCAAUUGGGUAGGCAUAUGUAUUAUGUAUAUAAGUAAGAUGUGUAUGUGUUUCUCUAUUAUUAUUACCUAACUAGUUCAGAUUCUUCUUUCCUCUCUAAGCAACACCAAGUUCUUCUAUAUAUUAUCUUCACAUUUUCUCUCUCUCUUUCUCUCUUCAAACAUCAAACAACAUGACUCGCUCCUCUAGAUUCCUCGGAUCAGCGACGGCGCCGCCACCGCCGGAGGAAAUCCUCGCCGCCGAAACCGACAUGGUCGUGAUCCUCUCAGCUCUCCUCUGCGCUCUCAUAUGCGUAGCCGGCUUAGCCGCCAUAGCUCGCUGCGCCUGGCUCCGCCGUCUCACCGGCGUUAACUCCGCCGCCGUGGGUGAAUCUCCGCCGCCGCCGAGCAAAGGUCUCAAGAAAAAAGCGCUCCAGUCUCUCCCUAAGUCCACCUUCGUCGCCGCAGACUCGCCGGGCUCCUCCACCGGAGGAGACGGAGACUCGACCACCGAGUGCGCCAUAUGCUUGACGGAGUUUACCGACGGAGAAGAGAUCAGAAUACUGCCGCUAUGCAGCCACGCCUUCCACGUGGCGUGCAUAGACAAAUGGUUGACUUCUCGGUCGUCUUGUCCUUCUUGCCGCCGGGUUUUGGUUCCGGUGAAGUGUGAUCGGUGUGGACACCACGCUUCCACGGCGGAGUCUCAGGUUAAAGACCAGCGUUCUCCUCAUCGCCAAGAUCGUUCACAGUUCACUCCCGUCAUUAUUCCUGCUUUUCUUCCGUAAAAAGUUCACUUUAUUUUAUAUAAUUAAGCGAAAUAUAAUCGGCAUGAUUAGAGAAAAGUAAAGUAUUCAUUAACUAUGAAUUAGGGAACUUUUAGUUUACUUUGAAUUUGUAUCUGUUCUUCUUUGUAAGACUGUAACACUGUCCUGAACCUGAAUCAAUCAGAUGGAGUUUUAUGUUCGA
Raphanus sativus (radish) is the source of this 969-nucleotide messenger RNA. Its product is annotated as probable E3 ubiquitin-protein ligase ATL45. The coding region runs from base 198 to 788 and encodes 196 amino acids. Lineage: Eukaryota; Viridiplantae; Streptophyta; Magnoliopsida; Brassicales; Brassicaceae. The record is from RefSeq and is a predicted model, not a curated record. The transcript has a single exon.